CGGAUUUCCCUUCUAUUUACGUUUGCCAAGAAACGAAAAGUAGCAAAACGUAAAAAGCCGAACUCGUCUGACCCUUUGCGUGUAGUGGGUUUCGCGUCAUGAAAUCCUGAAAUCCUGUUAGAUAGAGGAGAUCCAAUGAAAGUGUAGAAGAAAAUCCUUUCGCGUACCUAACUUAGGGUUCAUUUUUGAGGGAUCGUCGGAUUGUUGUGCGUAGCGCGAAACUCCUUUAAGGGCGGUUUGUGUGGGGAGAUCAGACACUGGACUGACGUCAGAUCCGUUUCCCUAGCAACCAUCUUGAACUCCCGCCUCUUUUGCUCUCCACCCUCUACGGGGAUUCGGGAGCGUGGUGCACGGCCCAAGCCAUUGGAGCAAGCAUUUCAGUGAGUGAUUGCCCUGCCAACGGUCAACACGCGUGCCAUAUCACUGGCGUGAUAAAAGAAGGUAGGGGAGUAAACACUUCAAGGGAAAAAAAUAGGAAACAACAAACAGGAAAACGGGGGGGUUUCUUCUUUGCUCUCUUUCACUCGAGUGGUGAUGCAUCUUGUUGGUUGCCGUUUUGGAACCCAGGAAUGAAGAGCCUGAUCCUUGUGUAACAGUAGUUAAAAAGUCUGGCGGGAGCAUUGCGAAGUGGCCAAAAAUAGUCGAAAUUGAAAUAGAGAGAGAACAGUGUUGUUUUUUUGUGUGUGUCUGUGUACUAGUAUAUACGGUCGAGUGCUGCAAGUUCUCGGCGCGUUCUAGUCAUCUUUCCUCGGUUUCCUCACUAUCGAUUAGAAGUGCGCAAACCCCCCAUCCCCCCGCCUCCUACACAUUCGGUUGUGUGUCUGCCUCUUUCCCGUUCAUCCAAAAAAAGAGAACAAACACUACGACAACCCACCAUCCAAAAAGGUUCUAGCAGCUAUCAAGUUCUCAUCUUAAUACCAAACCACUGUGUACCUUUGUUUGUUGAUUCUACUCGACAAUCACGUGUCAACAAGGAGAACGCAGAACGACAUCUUCAAAAAUGCCAUUCGGACCGUCUAACCGUCACUGCACUCUUGGUCAAAACAAGCCGGUUUAUCCAACAUGGACGAGGAAUUAUAUUGUAAACACUCGGGGAUGUGGAACAUGGCCAGGCAAUAUCGAGGCCGCUCCGAGCCGUUACGAACAGUUUGUGACGGCCAUGACCGAUGAUGAACGAUUCCAACGGGAUGUCACGCUGGGCAAACGAAUUGGAUUGUACAAGUUUCGCGGCGAGCUCGGCACCGGCAAUUUCUCCCGUGUCAAGUUAGCUUUCCACCAGUUGGCUCAUGAGCGAGUGGCAAUAAAGAUUAUUGAAAAGACCGGCAUGGACCAAAAAGCCUUAAUGAUGUUGACUAGGGAGAUUAACAACAUGGAUACAGUACGACAUCCUGCCAUAGUCAGGUUGUUUGAAGUGUUGGAGACGAUAUCCAAAGUGUACUUGGUCAUGGAAGUAGCGCCUGUGGGUGAAAUGUACACCCACGUCAGCGUUACGGGUCGCUAUGAUGAGACAUUGGCCAAAAAUUUAUAUAGUCAACUUAUUUCAGCAGUCGAGUUUAUGCAUGAAAACGACUUGUACCAUCGUGACAUCAAGGCGGAAAAUGUAUUCUUGUCCUCCUCCGAUCGUGUCCGGCUUGGUGAUUUCGGAUUCUCGACAAGGAUUGUCAACACUGUCGAACAUCAAAGCCAUCUUCUGACAACAUUUUGCGGAUCCCCGCCCUACGCCGCACCCGAAUUAUUUUACGACGACGCCUAUUCCGGUUCUGCCGUCGAUAUUUGGGCUCUCGGUGUUCUACUCUUUUUCAUGGUGACGGCGACGUUACCUUUUCAGGGCCAGACAGUGAAUGGACUAAAAAAUGCAAUUUUAGAGAACAAUUACUUUUUACCUGAGUACUUGAGUGCGUCAUGCGUGGAACUUAUUCGCGCCAUUUUGCAUCGUGAUCCAGCCGAAAGGAUAACCAUGGCUGGCAUCCGUAGCAGCGAAUGGCUUUACGGUCAGGUCAGACUCACGCCAUUGCCGAAUGUUCAAUUUGUUCCUUCCGAACGAGGGCAAGAGAGAACUCAAAUGGAAAUUAAAGUAUAUGCCCGGCUAGAAGAGCUCGGAAUUUCAGAAUCUAUGGUUUUAGAGCAUCGUGACAAAGGUGGACGAAGUGAUAUUAUUGGUACUUACCGAAUACUGAUGUAUCGCGCCAGUUGUGACGAAGCGAAUGAUUCCAGUAGUGAAAAACAAGAAGAAACUCAGGAAAAUCUUUUGGCUCCUCCUACCGUUUCCGUGGCCGGAUCUCUAUCCAAAUCUAUCAAAUCUGCACUGUCGGUCAAAUCUUCGCGGUCUGAGAAAUCUGCUAAAUCUAUUGGGAAAAAUCAUCUUAUUCGUCAUCGGGAUUAUGCAAUGGACUGCAAUGUGAUGAAACCUCUGCCAGAGUUCUCUCAGAUUGUCACAUUGCCUUACAUUGAGUAUGAACGAGAAAUGACGAGUAUCCGCUCCCAUUGUGAUUGCGAAGAUUGCGGGGAUUCUGGGCAUCCUCAUCAAGUAACCACCACUGAAGUUUAUCCCGAUAAUCCGACCAACCCUACACUUUUGGUAAACAAAAGUAACCACAAAAAUAAGAGUCCCUUGGUGUGGGGAGAAGAUAUCACCUUCCUGGAUCAUCAUCAGCACGAUAACAGGGUAGGCGAAUCCGCUGGAUCGUCACGCUACAUGAGAAGUACUACCGAAGUUGUCGACCAAGAUAAUAAAUCGAUCCUGCAACGACAACUGCAGCACUGUGACGAAACUAAUAACAAACUUGAACUAACCACGAAUAUGGUUUCAUUGUCGGAAUUAUCGGACAUGGGCGUGAUGGAAUCAGACAAAUACAUUAGUCUUUCUGGCUUUAAUUUCUUCCCCAAAGAUGAAGAAACGGAAGAUUUGAACGAUAUCUGCUCCUCAUUGCAAUUAGUGGAUCAAAGCAUGGUUGAAACACAUCCUUGCACUGUGGACGAAAUCCAGCAUUCUUCUGUUGCUGCUACUCCGGCACCAGAAGAACCCCCUCCAUCGGGUCGAGUUGGACUUCGCCGUACACGUAAUGCUUCCCGGCGAAUGUCGGUUAUGCACGGAGACGACAAUUCAUUUUGCAGUCAAUCUGAAUCUGUUACUGAAAAUACCCGAAAACGUAACAUGUCUGAACAUAGUAUGAUGAGUGGAGGUAGCUAUGACGAUCCGGAUAGCCCAUACAAUGGUAGCGGGCGGAGAAAGAGACGCCGCUAUGAAGAAGAUCCAUCAGAGGACCCAGCUUUCGAGAAGAGUCGUAAGAAUGCCAUCAUCGCCAAGAGAAACAGAGAAAAAAAGAAGGCUCUUAUGGACGAUAUGGAAAAGCGUUGCGACAAACUUACAACAGAUAAUAAUCAGUUAGAAUCUGAUAACGGGAAGCUACGUCGUCGCGUACAGACUCUAGAAGAAGAAGUUUACUACCUGAAAAGCGUUUUAGCCAACGAAAGUUCCUUAUCCAGCGUUUUGUCUAAUUUGAAAGGUGUCGAUAACCUACGGUUUUCGACCAGCUUUGAUCCAUCCAAAUAUAACAAAAAACAGAUUGGAUCAUCAUCAACCUCUGGCCAUCUCAAAGUGUCUGGUGGGCUAUGCCUUCACGUUGAUGGACAUCAGGUCUCUAUGGAAUUGUGUGCUCAAUGUUCUCAGAUGGCUUGUGGAGCUGGCCGCUCAAAUGAAGUGAUAGGGAAGAAUAAACGAUCGGUUUGAAUUCAGAUAUUUGCUUGUUUAUUUGAUUAUAUUCCGUCAACUUUGCUCAAUUUUUCUGUAUGAACAAUAUGUUAAAAUAAAACAGUGAAUUUCGA
Messenger RNA from Daphnia magna, 3825 nucleotides. RefSeq names its product sucrose non-fermenting protein kinase 1. The record is from RefSeq and is a predicted model, not a curated record. The coding region runs from base 1001 to 3730 and encodes 909 amino acids. Gene Ontology annotation, cellular component: cytoplasm. Gene Ontology annotation, molecular function: tau-protein kinase activity; DNA-binding transcription factor activity; ATP binding. The transcript has 12 exons. Gene Ontology annotation, biological process: regulation of DNA-templated transcription; microtubule cytoskeleton organization; protein phosphorylation. NCBI's taxonomy places the organism in Eukaryota, Metazoa, Arthropoda, Branchiopoda, Diplostraca, Daphniidae.